AAGCAAAUGCUCUCGUGUUCUGUAGAACAACCUGGACUGAAGCAAAUCCUGCCGACCUCCUCGCUAAGAUUCAGGUAGAAGAGUUUGUCUUUUAAUUGAUUUUUUUUUUUUCCCAGCAAUUAUACACUAGCAUUGAGUGCAGAGUAUUAUUUUUAGGCUUGUCUGAUAAUUAUUUCUUAUAAGGAUAAAAAAUUAAUGAACUACAUAGCGUGGUUUGUCUUAGAGAAUAAAAAGAUUUUUAGUUUCAGAGAAAAGGAUAGAUAUAUUCUAUCGCAAUCAAAAUGUUUGGUAUAAGGUGGUAAGAGAUUCUCCAGCUACAGAUAAAAUAUAUAGCAGAUAUGGACUUAUGACAUUUUAUUGCACUAAGCCAUCUUUCUGUUAUCUCGAGCAUCCAGGAGAGAAUAACAUAUAUCUAACCUGAAUAAUGAUCUAGAAAACAGAUACAAAGUCUGCUUCAUAGCAAUAACAUUACAUGGUUUGUAAUUAUCAAAGGGUGAUUAUGGUAAGUGCUGUAAAAGUCCCUGCUGAAGCAGUAACCUGAAUUUCCCUCAUUCCUCUUUUGUAUUAUAGCUAGAUCAAGAAUGAUUGGUUUGCUGUGUUCUGUCAUCUGAUUAACAUUUCCUUAUUAAAGCUACACCUACAUUUAGACUAAGUCAUAGCUUUAAUGAUGAAGACUUUUGUACGAAUGAAGCUUUCAUGGAUUACUAUGCCCUUAUUCAUCAUCCCCAACCUGUGCUAGCAUACAGACUUGGGAGAAGCCCAGCUAGAGCGAGAUGAGGUCAAAUCUGAGCUACAAAAGGAAAACCAUUCAUGCACCCUAUUGUAUUGCAAAUAAUAAUAAUAAUAAUAAUAAUCAGCAAAGCUAGUACUAUAAAACCUUGGUGUUCCUAGAUCAUUACAUUUGCUGCUAGCUUAACCACCAGCUUCUGCUCAUUGGUAAACCGUUACUACUUGAGUAGUGCAUAGGAAGUGGAAAAUCCUCACUCAGUAGGAAGAAUUAAGAACAAGCGGAGCAGUGACAGCACUGGGUCUGCUCCAGCUCAUGCAGUCCACCUUCAGAGGUGCUAAGUCCAGGCUCUGACAUUACCCUUUGACUUCCAGAAGCUGAAACAAUCCUGGGGCUGCAGGCAAUUUUCUUCAGGAAGCUCUUAAAGGGCAGAGAAGAUUCUCUUCAGAAGAGAAAACACGCUGUCUCUUAAGAAGGUGGAAGAGGAGUUGGGAAAUGAUAGAUCACUGAGCCUGGCUUCAGUAUUUGGACUGGAGUCACCCGCUGGAGAAUCUGUUGUGAGCACCUAAACAACAUCUCAGCAGGGGGAGAUGACCAACAUCAGUGGGGAAUGCAACUUUACAAGCAUCGACAGAUUAGCAGAGACCCUCCGGUUUGGGAUCUCCAUUCCCACCUUCAUUCUUGGCUUGGUUCUCAACACCCUGGCCCUCUCAGUAUUCUGCUGCUUUUGGAAGAAACAAACCAAAACCUCAAUCUACAUGAUCAAUCUGGCACUUGCGGAUGUUCUGCUGCUUCUCUCCCUCCCACUUAAGCUGCACUACUCUGUUGCAGAAGCACCCGGACUCCUGUGUGCGUUUAUACAGUCACUGUACUUCGUCAAUACCUACGGCAGUAUCUUCAUCAUUGUUUGCAUUACUGUUGACAGAUAUAUCUGCUUAAAGCAUCCAUUUGAAGGUCGAGCUAACCAGUCCCCCAGGUGGGCAAUCUUGAUUUGCUGUUUUAUCUGGGCAGUAACUUGGCUUUGCAGCAGCCCAAUAUAUGUGUUUCAAAAGAAAGAUUCUUUAAAAUGUUUUCACAACAUGUCAGAUGAGGCCUGGAGUGUCCCUCUCAUCGUUUCUGUGGAGAUCUUCGGAUUUCUGAUUCCACUCUCAGUGAUGGUUUUCUGCUCUGCACAAAACAUAUGGAUUCUUCUGAAUCACAAAAACAGAGCCAAAGAGAAAGCAGAUUCCUUACGAGUCAUUAUCAUCAACCUUGUUGUCUUUUUGGUAUGUUUCACACCUGUCCAUCUUGCGAUCUGCCUACAGUGCCUGGUAAGACAGCAUGUGAUAGUGGACUGCCGCUUGAAACAGACCAUCAGCCUCUUCAUCCAGUUGUCAAUGAUACUAGCCAACCUCAACUGCUGCCUGGACGCCAUCUUCUAUUACUUUGCUGCCAAAGAAUUCCGUGAAAAAACACACCUGAAAAAAAUUAUUGAACGAUGCCCUGUCUUUAAGCCAUGUGCCACAUGACAGGACCUUUUGCAGUAGAAGAAUGCCUCUUCCUCAGCUGCCACUUGCUGUGCAGAUGGGACACAGACAGCAUUAUUCCUGAUGUGGCAGUAAGGCCAGCUUGGCCAUUGCAGGAAGUGCACAGGAGGGAGAAGGACAAUAUUUUUCUCAUGAAUGUGAAUAUUUGUCUUCAUUUUUAGAGAUCAAAGGGGAAGAAUAUGGGGAAAAAAGAACCAGCAUUAUGAAAAUAUCAGUGAUGCCAAAAGAAGCAUUAGCCUUGAUGCAAUCUACUAAAUCUGAAAGGCUUGUCAGAGGAAAACUACCAAGGUCACUGGACUGCCAAUUUAAAUCAGCCUUUACCAUCGCCACAGUGGUUUUCCUUUCACCAGUGUGGUCAGAAACUUGUUGCUUUGGGCCAGUCAAACCCAGAAAUAACUUCAACACCUUCUUGCUAACUUAGAAGGUAACUGAGAGAUACAGAAAGUAUCUGGCCAAAAGUCUGGCUCUGCUCUUUCCUUCUGGAAACCGUGCAGAAGGUCUCUGUUGGAGCUCAUUUGCUCCAACAUCUUGGCUGGCCCUCCCGUAAGCAUUAUAAACCAUCAUACACCAGCCAGGGCUGUUUCACAGAUGACCAGGCUGCCCAGUACAUGACAACAUCUCUUUAUACAACACCCUAUCUUGGGUAACAGCAAUGAACAACAAACCUUUCUGAUAAUUGUCGCUAAGGAACCUGCAUGGUUUUAUCCUGCAACUUAAAAACAGCUUUUGCACAUAAAAAACAAAAUAACCCCUUCAAAUACUGCAUUUAGUGAAAGACUGUACAUACUGAAGCGUAGGUAUUCAUUCUAAGACAUAACAAGAUGUAUGAAAGUUUUCUGCCUGUCUUCUCAUUCUUUCUUAGGGAAGAAGACAUAGGUAAGCAACUACAAUAUCACAAACAUGAAAUAUAGUUUGGGAGCACUUCUCUGACGUACUCCAGGCUCCCAGACGAAACACUGGAUCAGCUCUAUCGCACUCCUUCCUCAGAGGAACCCUCCUAGCCUGGGCUUUCCAUUUCACAAAAUGUCUCUGGACGUGCCUUAAUCACCCUGGGCCAGCUCUUCUGGUAUGUCACUGCCUUUGGGCCAUUUGUACAUUUGGCCCUGAGAGGGCUUUAAAGCUUGUUAAUACUAGAUAUUGCCACAGCUGAGUCAUGAGAGGAGCUCAGACAAACAAAGGUUUUUAUCAUCACCUUUGCCAUUAUCUGCUGUUAUGCUCGAGUAAAAGCUUUACAAAACAGGAGGUCUGCAAAACAUUAUUUGCUACUGUCUCCGUCAUUCAGAAACCUGCAUCCUUUUCAGUAUGAGAUAGCCUUUCUUGUACUUUUUGCAUUACUUUGCAUAUGAAAUGUGUGUUUUGGAAAUAACAUGUUCUAGAAAAUAAACUGUAUGUGUGAAACGUA
Molecule: messenger RNA, 3655 nt
Organism: Gallus gallus (chicken)
Lineage: Eukaryota; Metazoa; Chordata; Aves; Galliformes; Phasianidae
Gene: GPR55
Product: G protein-coupled receptor 55
Exons: 2
Coding region: 1318-2235 (305 amino acids)
Biological process (GO): phospholipase C-activating G protein-coupled receptor signaling pathway; positive regulation of Rho protein signal transduction
Cellular component (GO): membrane
Molecular function (GO): G protein-coupled receptor activity
Source: RefSeq, a predicted model, not a curated record